This is a messenger RNA of Salvia miltiorrhiza (redroot sage), 861 nucleotides long. RefSeq names its product transcription factor BHLH094-like. The transcript has 6 exons. The coding region runs from base 1 to 699 and encodes 232 amino acids. Lineage: Eukaryota; Viridiplantae; Streptophyta; Magnoliopsida; Lamiales; Lamiaceae. Gene Ontology annotation, biological process: regulation of DNA-templated transcription. The record is from RefSeq and is a predicted model, not a curated record. Gene Ontology annotation, cellular component: nucleus. Gene Ontology annotation, molecular function: protein dimerization activity; DNA-binding transcription factor activity.
AUGCUUAUUGCGGCUGUUGGGCAUCUUUAUGCCUUCCCUUACAAAGAGUAUGCUGGUGCAAAUAUAGGCUCAAAUCAUGGCUGGAGUGAUUCAGAACUCUUUAUAAUAUGUAUGCUUGGUGUACUUGAGGGCAUCUGCCGACUUUUGCUGGUGGAUAGACAUGGUUCUGCUCCUUUAUGGCAAACAUGUUCUAUUGGAAACUGUAAUACAUGCUUAGCUUGGCCUAUCUGCAUGAGUGAAAUGAUGCAUAGAUCGAACGACGAUUCGCGGAAGCGGCGGGAUGGAGAUGAGCAUUGCGCCAAGGGAGGAGGAGCUUCCACCAGCAGCAGCAAUGGCGGCAGCUGCAACAACAAUAACAACGUCUCGAAUGAACGAAGGAAUGAAGGUGAUAGUAAACGGAUGAAGGCAGUGGGUGAACUUAAAGUGGAAGGGGAAGGGAAUUCUGGCAAGGGGGCGGCCGCGGUGGAGAGACGCUCGAAGCUAGACGAACUGCCGAAGCAAGACUACAUCCAUGUUCGAGCAAGACGAGGUCAAGCUACCGAUAGUCAUAGUUUAGCAGAAAGAGCUAGGAGAGAAAAGAUUAGUGAGAGGAUGAAAAUUCUUCAGGAUUUGGUUCCUGGUUGUAAUAAGGUCCGAGCUGCUAUCAAGGUCAAGGCAUCAGUCAUCAUCUGUUUCACUUCUUCCAGGAAGAGCUGCUAGGUCUCUAUCAUCUUAUAGAUUUUUGUUUUAGCUAUAAGGUAGUUGGUAUUUUCAAUUUUGAAUCGGAAUAUGCAAUGAUGAUGUAUACUUGAUAUUUGGUUCAUUUGUAUAAUAAUGUAUGAAUUUUUUGGAUGAUAUAUAAUAUUGUUGUCGUUGAUUUUA